AUGGUAGGGAUGAGGGUGGGGGGGGGGGGGGGGGGGGGGGGGUUGGGGGUUUGGAUGAUGGGGAUGGAUGGGGAGGGUAUAUUUUGGGUUGUGGUGGUGGUGUUAUUGAUAGUAGGUUUUUUUUUGGAUUUUAUGGGUUUUGGUUUUGUGGUGGGGUGGGGGGGGUUUUGUUUUUUGUUUGGUGGUUGUUUUGGGGGGGGGGUUUUUUUGGAUAGUGUUUGGGGUGGUUUUGUUGGGGGGUGUGUGGUGGUGGGUUUGGGGGGGGUGGGGUGGUGGGGGUUGUGGUUGGGGGUGGUUGGGUGUUGGUAG
Molecule: messenger RNA, 309 nt
Organism: Knipowitschia caucasica
Lineage: Eukaryota; Metazoa; Chordata; Actinopteri; Gobiiformes; Gobiidae
Source: the annotation of a GenBank genome assembly